Molecule: messenger RNA, 663 nt
Organism: Cheilinus undulatus (humphead wrasse)
Lineage: Eukaryota; Metazoa; Chordata; Actinopteri; Labriformes; Labridae
Gene: ndufb10
Product: NADH:ubiquinone oxidoreductase subunit B10
Exons: 4
Coding region: 84-599 (171 amino acids)
Source: RefSeq, a predicted model, not a curated record
GUAUUGAGUCUUCUGCGCAUGCGUGUUUCCAGAGUUGUGCUGUCGAGGUCGAAUACGGUGAAGGCUACUAUAAAGGCAGAAAAAUGCCUGCAGACCAUGAUAAAGCGGCAUACCCGGAGCCUCCACGACAGACUCCGGUUCAGGACAAACAGACCGCACUGCCAAAUCCGGCCUUGAUUCUGUCUAAACUCUUUUAUUACUCCGUGGAUGCGCCUGUCACCACAUUCAGAGGUAUUGUUGACGGGAUUCGGGCCAAUAACAAGUCCGUGUAUUACCACCAGAAGUACCGCCGUGUUCCUGACCUGACUGAGUGUGAGGAGAGAGAUUAUACCUGCUACUAUGAGGCUGAGAUGCAGUGGAGGAGAGAUUUCAAAGUGGACCAGGAGAUUGUGAAGGUGGUGCAGGAGCGUCUUCGGGCCUGCCAGCAGAGAGAAGGAACCAGCUACCACCAGAACUGUGCUAAAGAAAUGCAGCAGUUCAAUGAGACAACCAAGAACUUCCAGUUGAGAUAUGGAGACCUUGGAGCGUACGCCAGUGCUCGUAAAUGUCUAAUGAAGCAGAAAGAACGAAUGAUUGCGGCUCAGACCCAGAGUGCUUAAGAACAGUCACCUAAUAUCUGUCCUGUGUAAAGAUUGUAAAAUAAAAUUUAUGUGGUACAACUUG